This is a messenger RNA of Lactuca sativa (garden lettuce), 411 nucleotides long. The record is from RefSeq and is a predicted model, not a curated record. NCBI's taxonomy places the organism in Eukaryota, Viridiplantae, Streptophyta, Magnoliopsida, Asterales, Asteraceae.
AUGUCGACUUCGUCUGCCAAAUCAAGCUUCCAAGGUGGUCCAACAUUGACAAAGAAAAGAAUAGUUAGAUGUGGCUGUGGAGAUGUGUGCAAGGUAUCUGUUGCUCGAACACCUGAGAACUAUGGAAAGAAGUUUUACGGGUGCCCUAAUUACAAGGUGGAAGAAGAGGAUUGUGGUUUUUUCAAAUGGUACAAUGAAGAAGAUGGUCACAUUAUCGACCUAACUCACACAAAGCAGAAGCAGGGGCAGGGGCAGGGGCAUGGACAGUUGAAGACUUUGGUAGAAAUAAUUGUAGGUCUUUUGGUUCUUAUUUUUGUAAUGGUGACAAUAUUGGCUUUUGGAAGAAUGUUUGAGUUGACUUGGCUUUUGGUUUUUAGUUGCAAAUGGAAGUACAAUACUGAAGUUGGCUAG